Molecule: messenger RNA, 845 nt
Organism: Aethalodelphis obliquidens (Pacific white-sided dolphin)
Lineage: Eukaryota; Metazoa; Chordata; Mammalia; Artiodactyla; Delphinidae
Gene: DAND5
Product: DAN domain BMP antagonist family member 5
Source: RefSeq, a predicted model, not a curated record
AUGAUCCUCAGCCAGCUGACCACUCUCUUGAGCCUGCUCAGUGGGGCCUGGCCACCCACAGGCUUAGGGAGGCCUGGACCCCGAGGCCUCCCGGCUCAGCCCCAGGCUGCUGCCAAUGAGACCCAGUCUCUGGGUCAAGGGGCCCCAGCUUUCCCAGUGCCGUCCUCUGCCCUUGGCAGCUGGAAGGCCUUCCUGGGCCUGCAGAAAACUGGGCAGCUGGGGACCGGCAGGAUGCAGCACGGGCAGGAUGUGGCAUCACUGUCUCUGCCGCUGGACCCACAGGAAGUGGCCCAGGAGAUGUGCAAAGCCGUGCCCUUCACUCAAGUGCUCUCCCGGCUGGGCUGCAUGGCUGUCUACCUCCUCAAUCACCUCUGCUUUGGCCACUGCUCCUCUUUCUACAUCCCGUUCAUCCUCUGCAACAGCUGUGUGCCCGCUCACAUGCGCUGGGCACCUGUGGUCCUCUGGUGUUGGGCGGGCAGCCCAGCCUCCCGUCGCCAGGUGAAGAUGUCCACUGUGCGGAUUGAGGGGUGUCAGUGCAGACCAAAGGCAUGAGCUGAGCAUCACGAAUGGACACACAGAUGCAUGCACCUUGGAGAGACGGGGGAAGACAGGCUGAGAAAGACGCCAACCUGGACCAUGCACACUGGGUCCAGCAACCAGGGACGCAGGACAGCCAGACAGGUCUCCAGAGUCCUCACCCUGCUCCUAGGGACACCAGGCACAGCCCCACCCAUGGGGGUGGACCACUCAUAGCCAAAGUGCAUAUUUAUUGAGUACUCACUGUUUGCCAUGCCCUGCUCUAAGUCUUUGAUAAGUACUAACUCAUGUCGUCCUCAGAGCAGCCC